Vanessa tameamea is the source of this 821-nucleotide messenger RNA. It is a transcript of the gene DCTN6-p27, whose product is annotated as Dynactin 6, p27 subunit. The record is from RefSeq and is a predicted model, not a curated record. Gene Ontology annotation, cellular component: dynactin complex. Gene Ontology annotation, biological process: mitotic spindle organization. The coding region runs from base 171 to 740 and encodes 189 amino acids. NCBI's taxonomy places the organism in Eukaryota, Metazoa, Arthropoda, Insecta, Lepidoptera, Nymphalidae. The transcript has 4 exons. Gene Ontology annotation, molecular function: dynein complex binding.
ACACUUGACAUCUGCUAUUGACUAUGACAAAUUGUCUACACAACUGCAAUUUGAAAAUUAAAAAUGAAAUCAUCAUCCUCAAUUCAUAAAUAAAAAGCAAAAUAUUUAAUAGAAGUUUAAAUAUAUUUGGUCAUCGGUUUCAUUUAGUUUCAAGGUGUUACAAUUUCAAAAUGUCGCAAAAUAUUAAAAUUUUACCUGGUGCAACUGUGUGUGAGGAUUGUACAUUAGAAGGGGAUAUAACAAUUGGUGGAGGGACAGUCAUUCACCCAAGAGUUACUAUCAUUGCUGAUGGCGGCCCAAUUAUUAUAGCUGAAUAUUGUAUUAUCGAAGAAUAUUCCACAAUUAUACAUAAGAAAAGUGACAAACAAGAGAAUCCACCAAAACCACUGUUUAUAGGUGCUCAUAAUGUUUUUGAAGUGGGAUGUCGGUUAGAGUCUUCAUUUGGCCAUAUUGGAGAGAGUAAUGUGUUUGAAUGCAGAUCAUUUGUUGGUGUUAAUGUAAAAAUUGGUAGUGGAUGUGUUAUUGGUGCAGCUUGUAAUUUAACUGUAACACAAACAUUAGCAGAUAACACAGUUAUAUGGGGGUCAGAACAUCAUAACAGAGAAGCUCUAGAAAAGCAACCUUCCCAGCUAUUACAAUUGGACUUUCUCAGCAAAGUAAUGCCAAAUUAUCACAGGCUAAGGAAACCAAAUGUACAUAAACGUUUGCCUUCCAGACAAUCACAAGAAAUUUCAAAAUAAUUCUUCAUUUUGAAAUCUUGUGUUUAAUAUUAAUUGAAUACUCUUAAAAAUAUAAUACUGUUUGCUAAAUUUUAAGCUUAA